Molecule: messenger RNA, 6008 nt
Organism: Chenopodium quinoa (quinoa)
Lineage: Eukaryota; Viridiplantae; Streptophyta; Magnoliopsida; Caryophyllales; Amaranthaceae
Exons: 10
Coding region: 447-5594 (1715 amino acids)
Molecular function (GO): protein binding
Source: RefSeq, a predicted model, not a curated record
GAUUUCUUAUUAAAAUUCUAAUGAGUAAAUAUUCAAUUGCUACAACCAACGUAGGAACUAUUAGCAAGCAAACACCUAAUGACCUAGGACAAUGAGCAUGUGGUUUUAAAUUAUCUCAAAAUUCACCCUUUAAACCAUCAUUAUUAUAACAACAAUAAUAAUUAAUAUUAUUUUUAAAGAUAAAAAAAAUCAUAUGCCCAUUAGAUUAUCAUGCAUCCCACCCCUCUCUCACAUGAACCUUACUCCCCAAUAAAAAUAUCCCUCAAAUUUAAUAAACACUCACACCCAAAAACAAAAAUUAUAAAGAAAAAAAAAAUCUACAAAAAAAUAGAAGAAAGAACAUAAAAAAAAGGUAACAAAUUAAAACCUAAACCUAAUAAAGGAAACAAGAACACCCAAAAAUAAUUAAAUUUUUUAAAAAGGAAAGAAAUAAAAAUUCCAUAGCAAUGAAGCAGCUGCAAAACCUCCAACAACAACAAACCUCAUCUUCUUCAUCUAUGUCGUCAUCAUCGGAAGCUGUUUCUCUCUCCUCUCUUCCUCCGACCACCGCCGAUCCUCCGUCGGCGAUGUCUUCGUCGGAAGAUUUAUCGGCGCCGUCAACCGCCACCGGCGGCCAAGAAUCGAUCGUCGUUGAACGUCGUGGUGAUUUCUCCGCAAUUUGUCGUUGGACCGUCGCUAAUUUCCCUAAAAUCAAAGCUAGGGCACUUUGGAGCAAGUAUUUUGAGGUCGGAGGUUUUGAUUGUCGUCUUCUUGUUUAUCCUAAAGGUGAUUCUCAAGCUUUACCUGGUUAUAUUUCGAUUUAUCUGCAAAUUGUGGACCCUACUAAAUCCCCUUCAAAUUCUUUGAGAUGGGAAUGUUUUACUAGUUAUAGAUUAUCUGUUGUUAAUUUGUUGGAUGAUUCGAAAACUAUACAUAGGGAUUCUUGGCAUAGGUUUAGUAGUAAGAAGAAAUCGCAUGGUUGGUGUGAUUUUACGCCUUCCAAUUGUAUUCUUGAUUCUAAAGGAGGGUUUGUGUUUAAUGGGGAUUCUAUUUUGAUAAUGGCGGAUAUUUUGAUACUUAAUGAGAGUGUUAAUUUUACUAGGGAUAAUAAUAAUAGUAGUAAUAGCAGUAGUAGUAGUAAUAAUAAUGAGGUGCAAUGUGGGGCUGGCGGCGGAGGAGGGGGGAUUUCCGGGUUGGGGAACGUUGGGCCGUCUUCGUCUGAUGUGUUGAGUGGAAAGUUUACUUGGAAAGUUCAUAAUUUUAGUUUGUUUAAGGAGAUGAUUAAGACGCAGAAGAUUAUGAGCCCGGUGUUUCCUGCUGGGGAGUGUAAUUUGAGGAUUAGUGUGUACCAGAGCUCGGUCAAUGGGGUGGAGCAUUUGUCCAUGUGUUUGGAGAGUAAGGAUACGGAGAAGAGUAGUGGUACGACGGUGCUGCUGUCUGAGAGGAGUUGUUGGUGUUUGUUUAGGAUGUCGGUAUUGAAUCAGAAGCAGGGGUUGAAUCAUAUGCAGAGGGACUCGUAUGGGAGGUUUGCAGCAGAUAAUAAGAGUGGGGAUAAUACAAGCUUGGGGUGGAAUGAUUAUAUGAAGAUGUUGGAUUUUGUUGGCCCGGAUGCAGGGUUUUUGGUAGAUGAUACUGCGGUUUUCAGCACUUCGUUCCACGUUAUUAAGGAGUUUAGUAGUUUUUCUAAGAAUGGGACUGCUCUAGGAGCGAGGGUUGGAAGUGGUGGCUCGAGGAAGGCAGAUAGCCAUAGUGGGAAGUUCACUUGGAGGAUUGACAAUUUUACCAGAUUGAAGGACCUUCUGAAGAAAAGAAAGAUAACUGGGCUCUGCAUUAAGAGCAGGAGGUUUCAGAUUGGCAAUCGAGACUGUCGCCUUAUUGUAUAUCCUCGAGGGCAGUCUCAGCCUCCGUGUCACCUUUCUGUAUUUCUUGAGGUUACGGAUUCACGAAAUACCUCCAGUGAUUGGAGUUGCUUUGUUAGUCAUAGGCUAUCAGUUGUGAACCAGAAGAUUGAGGAAAAAUCUGUGACAAAAGAAUCUCAAAAUCGCUACUCCAAAGCUGCUAAGGAUUGGGGCUGGCGUGAAUUUGUUACACUUACUAGCCUGUUUGAUCAAGACUCAGGGUUCCUUGUGCAGGAUAGUGUUAUUUUCUCAGCAGAGGUUCUUAUUUUGAAGGAAACCUCCGUCACGGAGGACUUCUCUGAGAACGGUUCUGAGAAUGAUAGCACUGGGAAGAAAAGUUCGUUUACCUGGAAAGUUGAAAACUUCAUGUCCUUCAAGGAAAUAAUGGAAACCCGUAAAAUCUUCAGCAAAUUCUUUCAGGCUGGUGGAUGUGAGCUACGCAUUGGUGUUUAUGAGUCCUUCGACACCAUAUGCAUAUAUCUGGAGAGUGAUCAAUCAUCUGGAAGUGAUCCUGAUAAGAAUUUUUGGGUUAGAUACAGGAUGGCCGUGGUGAAUCAGAAGAAUUCUUCCAGGACUGUUUGGAAGGAGUCCUCUAUAUGUACAAAGACUUGGAACAAUUCUGUUCUCCAGUUCAUGAAGGUUUCUGACAUACUAGAACCAGAUGCUGGGUUUCUUUUGCGAGAUAGUGUGGUUUUUGUCUGUGAAAUCUUGGAUUGCUGUCCUUGGUUUGAGUUCUCUGACUUGGAGGUUCUUGCCUCUGAGGAUGAUCAGGAUGCUCUGACAACUGACCCUGAUGAACUGAUAGACUCUGAAGAUAGUGAAGGAAUAAGCGGUGAUGAAGAGGACAUAUUUAGAAAGCUUCUAUCUAGAGCCGGGUUUCAUCUUACAUAUGGGGACAAUCCUUCACAACCGCAAGUCACUUUAAGAGAGAAACUUUUGAUGGAUGCUGGUGCUAUAGCUGGUUUUUUAACUGGACUUCGUGUAUAUCUUGAUGAUCCCGUCAAAGUGAAGCGCUUACUUCUCCCUACCAAGUUUUCUGGUUCUAAUGAUGGAAAGAAGGUCUCCAAGUCAGAGGAAUCAUCCCCGAGUUUAAUGAAUUUGUUGAUGGGAGUAAAAGUAUUGCAGCAGGCUAUUAUUGAUUUACUCCUGGAUAUAAUGGUUGAAUGUUGCCAGCCUUCAGAAGAAGGCUCUAAUGAUGAUGUAUGUGAUGCAAACUCAAAGACUUCUCCAAAUGAUAAUGGGGCUGUAUCCCCUCUACAUUUGGAAAGGGAAAAUGGAGCAACAGAGCAAAUGGAGCACCCUUUGUUUGAGAGAUUGGAUUCAGUAGCCAGUGGAAGUGUAAAUUCUGCUGCUGUUCAAAGUACAAGGACGAGCACAGGUAUGGGCACAACUGAAAUUGAUGUGCAUGAAAAGUUUAUUCCUGGACAGCCUACAUGUCCACCAGAAACUUCUGCUCAGGUACCACCUGAAACAGCUUCUCUCCGCUCAAAGACUAAGUGGCCUGAGCAAUCUGAGGAGCUGUUAGGACUCAUUGUUAAUUCCUUGAGAGCACUGGAUGGAGCUGUUCCUCAAGGCUGUCCCGAGCCAAGACGAAGACCUCAAUCUGCUCAAAAGAUUGCUCUUGUUUUGGAUAAAGCUCCUAAGCAUUUGCAACUGGACCUUGUCGCUUUAGUGCCCAAAUUGGUUGAGCCUUCCGAGCACCCUCUUGCAGCUUUUGCGCUUCUUGAAAGACUUCAGAAGCCUGACGUUGAACCGGAGUUGAGGUUACCUGUCUUUGGUGCUUUAAGUCAAUUGGAGUGCAGCAGUGAGGUCUGGGAACAAGUUUUGUUUCAGUCUUUUGCACUUCUGGCAGAGUCAAAUGAUGAACCUCUGGCAGCUACAAUAAAUUUCAUAUUGAAGGCUGCAACUCAUUGCCAGCAUCUUCCAGAAGCUGUCAGGUCUCUCCGUGUAAGGUUUAAACAACUGGGACCAGAUGUUUCUCCUUGUGUUCUCGACUUUCUAACUAGGACUGUACAUAGUUGGGCUGAUGUUUCGGAAGCUAUACUUAGAGAUAUUGAUUCCGAUGAUGAUUGUGGUGUAAAUUGUUCUUCAUUGCCUAAUGGGGUGUUCUUUUUUGGUGAAAAUGGUCCCCCUUCGGAAAUCUUGACUGUGAUGAAUGAGCGUUCAUUCUGUGGUAGUCAUCAUUUUUCUGAUAUCUACCUCCUGAUUGAAAUGUUAUCCAUACCUUGCCUUGCUGUUGAUGCUUCUCAGACGUUUGAGAAAGCUGUGUUUCGAGGGGCCAUAAUGGCUCCAUCUGUAGCAAUGGUCUUAGAAAGACGUCAUUCUCAAAGAUCUGGGUAUAAUGCAAGAUAUCUUGCUGAAGCAUUGCAGCACACAGAGGCAGUAGUAGAGGGAGAGGUCGAUGAGCAGCUCAUAGCCACACAAGAUGAUUUUACCACACUUCUUGGUCUGGCAGAGACUUUGGCACUGUCCGCUGAUUCUCGUGUAAAAGGGUUUGUGAAGUUGCUUUAUACUAUCUUAUUUAAAUGGUAUGCUGAUGAUUCCUAUCGUGGGAGGAUGCUGAAGAGAUUGGUUGAACGUGCAACCUGUAGUGCGGAUACUGCUAGAGAAUUAGAUUUAGAUAUGGAAGUCCUGGUACUUCUUGUCUGUGAGGAGCAAGAAAUCAUAAGACCAGUUCUUAGCAUGAUGCGGGAGGUUGCUGAACUUGCUAAUGUUGAUCGUGCAGCACUUUGGCAUCAACUAUGCUCUAGUGAAGACGAAAUUGUCAGACUUCAAGAAGAAUGGAAAUCAGAAAAGACUAAUUUGAUUAAUGAAAAAGCUAUGAUAUUACAGAAGCUGAAUGAUUCUGAAGCGGCAAACUGUCGUCUCAAGGCUGAAAUGAAGGCUGAGUUGGACCGUUUUGCUCGGGAAAAGAAGGAACUUUCAGAACAAAUGCAGGAUGUUGAAAGUCAACUUGAUUGGCAUCGUGCUGAGCGAGAUGAGGAGAUCACAAAGCUAGCUGCUGAGAAGAGAACACUGCAUGAUCGUCUUCAUGAUGCAGAGGUGCAGUUAGCUCAAUUGAAGUCCAGGAAGCGCGAUGAGCUAAAGAGAAUAGUGAAGGAGAAAAAUGCUCUUACCGAACGUUUAAAAAACGCCGAAGCUGCCAGGAAACGAUUUGAUGAAGAGUUGAAGCGAUAUGCGACGGAAAAUGUGACUAGAGAGGAGAUUAGGAUAUCAUUGGAGGAUGAAGUGCGUAGACUAACACAAACAGUUGGGCAAACCGAAGGGGAGAAGCGAGAGAAGGAGGAGCAAGUUGCUCGUUGUGAAGCAUACAUUGAUGGAAUGGAGUCAAAAUUGCAGGCUUGCCAGCAAUACAUCCAUACGCUUGAGGCUUCACUUCAGGAAGAAAUGUCACGGCAUGCUCCUCUUUAUGGUGCUGGCUUGGAGGCUCUUUCAACGGAGGAGCUUGAGACCUUGUCUGGAAUUCACGAAGCAGGGUUACGGCAAAUUCAUGCCCUUCAACAACAGCGCAAGGGCUCUCCUUCUGGUAGUCCUCUUAUUAGCCCACACGCACUUCCACAUUCUCAUGUAUUAUACUCCAAUGUGUUGCCACAUGCUGCACCACCUCCUUCAUCCAUGGCCGGUAAUUUGCCCCCUAAUCUCAUCACAAACGGUGCUGGGAUCCAUGGCAAUGGCCACGUAAAUGGUGCAGUGGGACCUUGGUUCAAGCAUUCUUAAAAUAGCUGAGAAAGUGGUGGUUGCCCAGUUUUCUCGCUGGCCACUCACGCUUGAGGUUUUAUUUGGUGGUUCUAGGGAAAAAAAGGGGUUUUAUUCAUUUUUUGGGGGGUCGAUAGUGAUUAUGCCUCAUCUUUGGCGUAACUACUGGUAUUUCGGAGAGAUCUUAGGGAUACAUAUAUAAGGGUAAAUGAGGAUGGCGACGUGUGGGUAUAAGUUUUUGUAUUUGCUAGAGGGGGGGUGUGUCUCUGUGAAACUAGUAGUUGCAAAUGCCUACAUUAUUUCGUUCAUCCUUUUUGCCUAAAAAGGUUAAUUGAAAAAAGCUUCAAAAGUUUUGGUAGCUCCCUAUUUCACAUUAUUGCUUUGAUCAGACCCUGACUAUGAAUUUAGGUAAUACGAAGGCUAUUUAUCUUUUGU